Molecule: messenger RNA, 1010 nt
Organism: Panicum hallii
Lineage: Eukaryota; Viridiplantae; Streptophyta; Magnoliopsida; Poales; Poaceae
Product: cell number regulator 6
Exons: 4
Coding region: 51-803 (250 amino acids)
Source: RefSeq, a predicted model, not a curated record
UCGCGUCGUCGUCGCCGCCUCCGCCUCGAUCUCGUCCUCGGGCGGUGGCCAUGGCGGAGGACGCCACCAGCAGCCACCCGUCUCGCUACGUCAAGCUCACCAAGGACCAGGACGCCCCCGCAGAGGACAUCCUCCCCGGCGAGCUCAACCAACCAGUCCACGUCCCGCAGCUCGAAGGCCGGAGGUGCAGCGAGUGCGGCCAGGUCCUGCCCGAGAGCUACGAGCCGCCCGCCGACGAGCCCUGGACUACCGGAAUCUUCGGAUGCACCGACGACCCCGAAACCUGCCGAACUGGACUGUUUUGUCCUUGCGUGCUGUUUGGACGCAACGUCGAGGCACUUAGAGAGGACAUCCCCUGGACAACUCCUUGCGUCUGCCAUGCUGUGUUUGUUGAAGGAGGGAUCACGCUGGCAAUUCUGACAGCAAUAUUUCAUGGUGUGGAUCCAAGGACAUCGUUUCUGAUCGGAGAAGGUUUGGUGUUUAGUUGGUGGUUAUGUGCUACCUAUACUGGCAUUUUCCGUCAAGAACUUCAGAGGAAAUACCAUCUUAAGAACUCUCCGUGUGACCCAUGCAUGGUCCACUGCUGCUUGCACUGGUGUGCAAACUGCCAGGAGCAUCGCGAGAGGAGGGGUCGGCUUGCAGAGAACAGCGCGGUGCCCAUGACAGUUGUGAACCCACCUCCAGUGCAAGAGAUGAGCAUGUCAGAGAACCGUGGUCCUGUGGCCCCGGAGAAUGGAGCAGCCAAUACCGAGCAUGAAGCAGCAAAGGGCGAGCACGAUGACGUUGAGGUCAUUCCUCUAUAGAAAUGCUAGGACGGGUAGCGUUAAUUUCUUAUGAAUGUGAGGACCGAAGGAUGUUGAUGACGACAGAGGAGUCGAUCCAGCUGUCGGUGUUGUAUUCUCUUUGAUGUAUACUGGACGGGCUAGUUUUACACUUUGAGGACCUGCUCGUGCAUAGGUUAAUCGAAGAGCUAGCUACCUGUGCUGCUCGUGCGUAAGUUUUACUUGGAA